UAUAUAUUAAACAUAAAUAUUAUUAUCAUCUUUUCCUCGAUCGUGUCCUCCCCUCUUUAUUCCUCCUCCUGCAGAUUACAGGGACAGUUUCAUCUAAACGGAAUGCACAAGACUGGAGAUGUGGUCCUGGGUGGGCUGUUUGCAGCCCACUUCUUCUCUGCCUAUCCAGACCUGUCGUAUACAUCGGCGCCACGUCAGCCGACCUGCCACGGUUUUGAUGUGAUAGGAUUCAGACAGGCCCAGACCAUGGCCUUCGCUAUCGAUGAGAUCAACAGAAACUCCAACCUGCUGCCCAAUGUGACUCUGGGAUACAGUCUGUACGAUAACUGCCGCAGACUAGGAAUCGGAUUCAGUGCAGCGAUGUUUUUAGCCAACGGUCAAGAGGAGCGAGUGACUUUACAUGACACAUGUGUGGGAACCCCUCCUGUCCUGGGGGUCGUGGGCGAUUCUUCCUCCAGACGUUCUAUCGCAAUCUCCACUGUGUUAGGUUUAUUCAGGGUGCCUAUGGUGAGUUAUUUUGCAACAUGUUCCUGUCUGAGUGACCGUCAAAAGUUUCCUUCGUUCUUUAGGACGAUCCCGAGUGAUGCUUUCCAGGUUCGUGCUAUGAUUCAGCUUCUAAAACGCUUCGGCUGGACGUGGGCAGGUCUGCUCAUCAGCGACGAUGAUUACGGGGUCCACGCCGCCCGAUCCUUCCAGUCUGACCUGGGUCCGUCUGGUGGAGGUUGUCUGGCCUACAUGGAGAUUCUGCCCUGGGGCGACGACCGGGCUGAGCUGAUGAGGAUUGUGAACGUGAUGAAGAAAUCCACAGCUCGUGUGGUCAUCGUGUUCGCACAUGAGAGUCACAUGAUUAACCUCAUGGAAGAGGUGGUGAGGCAGAAUGUGACCGGCCUGCAGUGGAUGGCCAGUGAAGCCUGGACAUCGGCUGCUGUGCUCCACACCCCCCGCCUCAUGCCCUACCUGGGUGGAACACUGGGCAUCGCCAUCCGUCGGGGAGAAAUACCAGGACUCAGGGAUUUUCUGUUAACAAUACGUCCUGAUCUUUACCACAACAACAGCUACGGCAAUAGCCUGGUAAAUCAGUUUUGGGAACACACAUUUCAGUGUAGAUUAGCGUCACCCCCGUCAGGUUGGGUGGAGGCUGGAGGAGCGUUGUGCACCGGGCAGGAAGAUCUGGAGACUGUGGAGACUGAGUUUAUGGACGUUUCAAACCUCAGGCCAGAGUACAACGUGUACAAGGCUGUGUAUGCUCUGGCUUACGCCCUGCGUGACAUGCUGCAGUGUGACCCGGGGAGAGGACCUUUCACAGGGCACAGCUGUGGGGACUUACACAGCCUGGAGCUGUGGCAGCUUGUUUAUUACUUGGAAGGCAUCAACUUCACCACACCGUUUGGGGAUGAGGUGUCAUUUGAUGAGAAUGGAGACGUCUUACCGAUCUAUGACAUCAUGAACUGGCAGUUGCUCCCUGAUGGAGGAACUAAAGUUCACCUUGUGGGUGAGGUUAAGAAAUCAGCCACUAAAGGUGAAGAACUCACACUUCAUGACAAGAAGAUCUUCUGGAACUUUGAAUCCAAACAGCCUCCACGGUCAGUGUGCAGUGAGAGCUGUCCUCCAGGCACCCGCAUGGCGCGCAAGAAGGGGAAAGCUCUGUGUUGUUUUGACUGCAUCCCCUGUUCUGAAGGGAAAAUCAGCAAUCAAACUGACUCCAUGGAGUGCACCAGCUGUCCAGAGGAUUUCUGGUCCAGCCCCCAGAAUGACCGCUGCGUUCCAAAGAAAACAGAGUUCCUCUCCUACCAUGAACCUCUUGGUAUCUGCCUGACCACCACCUCCCUGCUGGGCACGUUUAUCUGUGUUGUCGUCCUGGGCAUCUUCAUCCAUCACCGCAGGACACCUUUAGUUAGAGCCAACAAUUCUGAACUCAGCUUCCAGCUCCUGCUCUCACUGAAGUUAUGUUUCCUCUGCUCUUUGCUGUUCAUCGGACAACCCAGAGCAUGGACGUGCCAGCUGAGACAUGCAGCAUUUGGCAUCAGCUUUGUGCUUUGUGUGUCGUGUAUCCUGGUUAAAACCAUGGUGGUGCUGGCGGUGUUCAAGGCCUCCAAGCCAGGAGGGGGAGCCACUCUGAAGUGGUUUGGCUCUGUGCAGCAGAGAGGGACAGUUCUGGUUCUUACUUCUGUUCAAGCAGCGAUCUGCACUGCCUGGCUUGUGUCUGCUUCACCAGCUCCUUAUAAAAACACCCGGUACCACAAUGACAAGAUAGUGUAUGAGUGUGUAGUCGGCUCCACGAUUGGCUUUGCAGUGUUGCUUGGCUACAUUGGAUUACUGGCUGUGCUCAGCUUCCUGUUAGCUUUUCUGGCGAGGAAUCUCCCCGACAGUUUCAACGAGGCCAAACUCAUCACUUUCAGCAUGUUGAUCUUCUGCGCAGUGUGGGUAGCCUUCGUCCCUGCUUACAUCAACUCACCAGGCAAAUACGCAGAUGCCGUGGAGGUAUUUGCCAUCCUGGCCUCUAGUUCCGGCCUCUUGGGGGCGCUGUUUGGACCCAAAUGCUACAUCAUCCUAUUGAGACCAGAGAGGAACACAAAGAAAGCCAUCAUGAGUCGAGGAAUUGAGUCAUGA
Messenger RNA from Pleuronectes platessa (European plaice), 2610 nucleotides. RefSeq names its product extracellular calcium-sensing receptor-like. Gene Ontology annotation, molecular function: G protein-coupled receptor activity. The transcript has 10 exons. The coding region runs from base 103 to 2610 and encodes 835 amino acids. Gene Ontology annotation, biological process: G protein-coupled receptor signaling pathway. The record is from RefSeq and is a predicted model, not a curated record. Lineage: Eukaryota; Metazoa; Chordata; Actinopteri; Pleuronectiformes; Pleuronectidae. Gene Ontology annotation, cellular component: membrane.